Molecule: messenger RNA, 684 nt
Organism: Phycomyces blakesleeanus NRRL 1555(-)
Lineage: Eukaryota; Fungi; Mucoromycota; Mucoromycetes; Mucorales; Phycomycetaceae
Exons: 4
Coding region: 1-684 (227 amino acids)
Source: RefSeq, a predicted model, not a curated record
AUGGGCACAACAAGAAUAAAUUCAUCAUCAUCAUUCAAGACUAUUGGCUCAGAACUGCAAAAAGGUAUUUGGGAUGACCAGAUUUAUAUUAUGGACCGAGAACACCAGCAGGAACAAGUAGAGGCCGGUUCUUGGUGUGGUAAGCCAGGAUCUGGUAGCUCCUCUGCCAUUCGGUGGUCAAACCCUUUUGCGGUUGACCCCAUCGCUGCAAGUUGGCACAUUGUUUCUGCUAGAAGCUUGGUUGUUUACUGUCGGUGGUCUCGCAUACCUCCUACUGGUGAUCAAGGUCCAUUCCGCCCGGUCAUCAAAGAACAUUUUGCAGUCCCGAGCCCGUCUCUUCAGAUGAUGUUACCUAUUCCAAGACAAGUUCCUUUACUUACAAAACAAAUUCUAUCAAUUAAGCCAUAUUCAGCCUUAUCAACUCCAAUAAUGCGGCAAAUUCCGAAGCCUGAAUCCUGUGCAAGAAUGACAGCAGCAAGAACCAAUAAAGGCGCAUUUCUAUCAAAGUCCAAAAUCUGGGCUGUACCUCCAAGUCUCAAGGCCAAGUCGAUUUCCAAGAAGGGGUCCAAUGCAAAAUUCCAAAAGCAAGUUCCAAAAGAAAAACCAAAAACCAAAUCCGAGGCCUAUACUAAGUCCUCCUCUCCAAAAGGAUCAAAAGAAAUCCGAACUCGAGGCAUAUACUAA